Penicillium chermesinum is the source of this 2007-nucleotide messenger RNA. RefSeq lists its product as uncharacterized. Bases 1 to 2007 code for a protein of 668 amino acids. The record is from RefSeq and is a predicted model, not a curated record. The transcript has 6 exons. Gene Ontology annotation, biological process: proteolysis. Gene Ontology annotation, molecular function: serine-type peptidase activity. Lineage: Eukaryota; Fungi; Ascomycota; Eurotiomycetes; Eurotiales; Aspergillaceae.
AUGCACCUUGGGGUAAAAGUGUUUGGUUCCAUCGCCAUCGCGGCUUCGGUCGCUGCGGGCAAUAGUACUCGCGACGUGGAGGCAUGUGCGCAGAUCUCCCAGCUAGUGGCCGAUGCCAACCAGAGCAAAACUACGGCCUCUGUUCCCAAGGACUUGGCCUACCAAUGUCUAAUGUCUAUUCCUUUCGAAUCGGAUCGGGCGACCAUUUUUUUGACUCAAGUUCGCAAGAUGCUAGAGUUCCAUUCCACAGUCGAUAUCCUGAAACAUCCUCCUCCCGACUACUUAAUGCCCGCUACAGACAUCCUGGGCGGGGUUGACUCCAUUCUAGAGAAAGUCAAUCAAAAGGCCUACUCCAGUCAGUUCGAAAUGGAAUUGGACCUUUCCCAUCUCAUUGACUCAGCACACGAUAGUCAUUUGGUCUUCAGUCUGUGCUCGCAGUCUAUCUUUGAUAUCACAAUUGACUUUCCAAUUGUCUCGGUUUCCACAGAUGGGCUUUCCCUCCCCCAGGUUUACUCCUUAAGUGAUGCGAAACUUCAGCAAGGUGGAUCAACGGAGGUUUCACCUCUUGUGUCGAUAAAUGGUACUGCUGCGGCCAAGUUCUUGGAAUCUGUUGCCUCAAGCCAAAGCCUUCAGGAUCCCGACGCACAAUAUAAUCGACUAUUCCCUUCGUUGGCCCGUAGUGUGAACGACGGCGCCACUAGCCCUGAUGGAAUAUGGGCUAAGGACCAAAGAUGGAGCGAAGCCUCGGAGCUCACUCUGAAGUUCGGUAACGGCACUACAAAAACAGUCCAAAAGGCAGCAGUUCCAUUGGAACCGUUCUUCGACUACAAAAAUGGUAGCGAAAUCUAUCAAUUCGAAUGCCUUCCUCGUAUUCUGCUUGAAGCGACAACCGCCAUUGAGAGUGCGCAGCAGGCAUCUGAAGUUUCCGGGCUGCCUAGUACCCCGUGGAGCUCAUCUGGUAAUGCAAUCUCCGGAUACUUCUCCAAUCAAACAGGUCUCGAAGACACGGCAAUUAUCUUUCUGCCAACGUUCUCAUCCGCUCCUGCGGAUGUGGCCCAUUUUGUCAUCAAUUUCCUGCAAAAUGCGACCGCUGCAGACAAGAAGAACGUCUUGAUCGAUGUGACUGCGAACACCGGCGGCUACAUGACCACAGGUGUUGAUAUGUCGCGCAUCUUUUUCCCCGACUCGGAUCCCUAUACCGCAACGCGUUACCGAGCCCAUGAUGCGGCCAAGUACAUGACCAAGGCUUUCUCGCGUGAUACAACGCCCGAUACGGACAACAUUUUUGCCUACAAGCAAAUGGUCAAGCCGGAUCAGAAAACCGGGUUUGGUUCAUGGCAAGAUCUCUACGGACCACAUGAUACCCUAGGGAGUCCAUCCUCAAGCUUGCUAGCCAACUUCAACUAUACCGCUACCUCAACUAACGUUUGGCCCAUCAAUGGAUAUGGAGAAGUCCCGUUAAACCCACCCAAGGCACCAUUUCCAGCUGAGAAUAUUGCUAUUAUUACCGAUGGUGACUGUGUCUCGACUUGUGCUUUCUUUGUCAAGCUCAUGAAGCGCCAGGGUGUACGCACCAUUGCUUUCGGUGGUCGUCCUACCGAAGCGCCCAUGCAGGGCGUCGGCGGCGUGAAGGGCGGCCAGUCGCUUGCGGUCAACUACAUCAAUGCUUAUAUUUACCAAGCCAAUGAGCAAAUUCGGAACUCAGCCAACUCGUCUUCGCCAAUUCUCACGCAGGCGGAGUGGAAGAAGUUCAACGACUCCAGUCCUGGGACUGCCUUAUCAUAUGCUUGGAGCGGCAAUCUUAAUCUGCGGAAUGAGUAUGACCCGGAGGACAGCGAGACCCCGCUGCAAUUCGUCUAUGAGGCUGCUGAGUGCCGUCGUUUUUAUACCUUGGAGAACUACAUGCAGCAGGAGACUGUUUGGCAAGCUGCAGCCAAGGCAAUGUUCGGCAAUGGAGGGUGUGUCAAAGGUUCCACUAAUGGGAAGGGCAGCCUGGAUGCCUCUUGA